Messenger RNA from Arvicanthis niloticus (Nile rat), 3880 nucleotides. Lineage: Eukaryota; Metazoa; Chordata; Mammalia; Rodentia; Muridae. The record is from RefSeq and is a predicted model, not a curated record.
UGCGUCUCAGGUCCCUGCGUCACCACCCGGGAGCUUCUCGUGGGGCCACGCCUUCCGCGGUGCAGCCGGCUCCCUGCGGACUCAUUUCAAGUGGCAGCCACCGGGUGAAGAGAUCUAGUUCUGAUAAUUAGUUGUAUCCCUUCUGCAGUAUUGGGGUUCACAGGCUGCUUAGGAUUUUGUCGUCGCUUCUAUGGCUUCCUCACAAACGUCACAGACUGUUGCAGCCCAUGUCCCCUUUGCAGACUUAUGUUCCACAUUAGAACGAAUACAGAAAAGUAAAGACCGUGCAGAAAAAAUCAGGUACUUCAAGGAGUUUUUAGAUUCUUGGAGAAAAUUUCAUGAUGCCCUUCAUAAGAACAAUAAGGAUGUUAUGGACUCUUUUUACCCAGCAAUGAGACUUAUUCUCCCUCAGUUAGAAAGAGAGAGGAUGGCCUAUGGAAUCAAAGAAACCAUGCUUGCUAAGCUUUACAUUGAACUGCUGAAUUUACCAAGAGAAGGCAAGGAUGCCCAGAAGCUCCUGAAUUACCGAACCCCCAGUGGAGCUCGCACGGAUGCUGGGGACUUUGCGAUGAUUGCAUACUUUGUUUUGAAGCCAAGGUGCUUACAGAAAGGAAGCCUAACCAUAAAACAGGUAAAUGAACUCCUAGACUUAGUUGCCAGCAAUAACUCUGGCAAAAGAAAAGACCUAGUGAAAAAGAGCCUUCUUCAGUUAAUAACCCAGAGUUCAGCACUCGAGCAAAAGUGGCUGAUUCGUAUGAUUAUUAAAGACUUAAAGCUCGGUGUCAGUCAGCAAACAAUAUUUUCCGUCUUCCACAAUGAUGCGGUUGAGUUGCACAACGUCACCACAGAUCUGGAAAAGGUUUGUAGGCAACUACAUGACCCCUCUGUAGGGCUUAGCGACAUCUCUAUCACUUUGUUUUCUGCCUUUAAGCCAAUGCUAGCUGCUGUAGCAGAUGUGCAGCGUGUGGAGAAGGACAUGAAGCAGCAGAGUUUUUACAUCGAAACUAAGCUCGAUGGUGAGCGCAUGCAGAUGCACAAAGAUGGCGCGCUGUACCGGUACUUCUCCAGAAAUGGUUACAACUACACCGAUCAGUUCGGUGAAUCUCCACAGGAAGGCUCUCUCACCCCAUUUAUUCACAACGCAUUCAAGACAGAUGUGCAAGCGUGCAUCCUUGACGGUGAGAUGAUGGCCUACAAUCCAACAACACAGACUUUCAUGCAGAAGGGGGUCAAGUUUGACAUCAAAAGAAUGGUCGAAGAUUCUGACCUACAGACAUGUUACUGUGUUUUUGAUGUGCUGAUGGUUAAUAAUAAGAAGCUGGGGCGUGAGACUCUUAGGAAGAGGUAUGAUAUCCUUAGUAGCACUUUCACACCCAUACAAGGUCGAAUAGAAAUAGUGCAGAAAACUGUAGCUCGUACAAAGAAGGAAGUAGUGGAUGCAUUAAAUGAUGCCAUAGACCAGAGAGAAGAGGGGAUCAUGAUCAAACAUCCUCUGUCCAUCUACAAGCCAGACAAAAGAGGUGAAGGGUGGCUGAAGAUUAAACCAGAGUAUGUCAAUGGAUUAAUGGAUGAAUUAGACCUUUUAAUUGUGGGGGGCUACUGGGGUAAAGGUUCACGAGGUGGCAUGAUGUCUCACUUCCUGUGUGCAGUGGCAGAGGCGCCACCUCCUGGUGACAGGCCAUCUGUGUUCCACACUCUGUGCCGUGUUGGGUCAGGUUACACCAUGAAAGAACUCUAUGACCUGGGCUUGAAAUUGGCAAAAUACUGGAAGCCUUUUCAUAGAAAAUCUCCACCAAGUAGCAUUUUGUGUGGCACAGAGAAGCCAGAAGUGUACAUUGAGCCUCAUAACUCUGUCAUUGUUCAGAUUAAGGCAGCAGAGAUUGUCCCCAGUGAAAUGUACAAGACCGGCUCUACCUUGCGCUUCCCACGAAUCGAGAAGAUCAGAGACGACAAAGAGUGGCAUGAAUGUAUGACGCUGGGUGACUUGGAGCAGCUGAGGGGGAAAGCAUCUGGGAAGCUUGCCACAAAACACCUUCAUGUGGGUGAUGAUGAUGAACCUAAAGAAAAGAGGCGGAAGCCCAUCUCCAAGACAAAGAAAACCAUUGGAAUCAUUGAACAUUUAAAAGCUCCUAACCUUUCUAACAUAAGCAAAGUUUCUAAUGUAUUUGAAGAUGUUGAAUUUUGUGUUAUGAGUGGAUUAGAUGGUUAUCCAAAGUCUGACCUAGAGAACAAAAUUGCAGAAUUUGGUGGUUAUAUAGUACAGAAUCCAGGCCCAGAUACAUAUUGUGUGAUAGCAGGUUCUGAGAACAUUAGAGUGAGAAACAUAAUUUCUUCAGAUAGACACGAUGUUGUCAAGCCUGAGUGGCUUUUGGAGUGUUUUAAAACAAAAACAUGCGUGCCAUGGCAACCUCGCUUUAUGAUUCACAUGUGCCCAUCAACAAAGCAGCAUUUUGCCCGUGAAUAUGACUGCUACGGUGAUAGCUAUUUUGUUGACACAGAUUUGGAUCAACUGAAAGAAGUGUUUUUAAGAAUUAGACCCAGUGAGAAGCAGACUCCUGAGGAAAUGGCCCCUGUGGUUGCUGACUUAGAAAGCCGUUACUCCUGGGACCACUCUCCCCUCAGUAUGUUUCGACAUCACACUGUCUACUUGGACUUGUAUGCUGUUAUUAAUGACUUGAGUUCCAAAAUUGAAGCCACAAGAUUAGGUGUUACAGCACUCGAGCUGCAGUUUCAUGGAGCAAAGGUGGUUUCCUACUUAUCUGAAGGGGUAUCUCAUGUAAUCGUCGGGGAAGAUCAAAGACGAGUUACAGACUUUAAAAUACUCAGAAGAACGCUUAAGAAAAAGUUUAAAAUCCUGCAAGAACGUUGGGUGACAGAUUCAAUAGACAAGUGUCAACUUCAGGAGGAAAACCAGUAUUUGCUUUAGGACUUGCUAGCCAGGGAAAGUGUUAUCCAUGUCAGACAACAAACGGCAGUGGUGAUGAAUUAGCCAGUGGACUUCAUUUUAUCUCCUAAUACUUCAAAAGGAUUAGUUAUCAGAAGGCACUAAUUUUCAAGUAGAAAGGAAACUAAAUGGGCCAAAGCCAAAAAAAAUGUGUUUUCUAACAUUGACUUAUAACUAUGACAUACAAUGACAGCUUCAAGAACUACUUGUGUGGUGUCCAUAUUGAAGCUAGAAUUUUGACUCAGGUAUUAAGAAAGUGUAUUUGGAACCUUUUAGAGUCAUCACCACUAUUGACUUUCUAAACAGAAUUUUCCAGAGUUAAAAAUUAAAGAUUUUAGCUAAUAAAAGGAUUAUACCAAUAAAAAAAAUCAGAAUUGUUAGUUAGACUUAUAAAAAUAAGCCUUUUAAUUUAAGGCCUCAAAUGCCUCCUAUAAGCAUGAAAUAUUUUAAUAAAAAGUUUUAAGGUUCAUCAAAUGCUUUUUGAUAAUGUGAGGAAAGUUGAGUGAGAAUCAUCUAAACACCAAACACUUGAGAUAUUAAUUUUAUAUUUAAAAAAAAUCCUUACAACUUUAAGUUAGCUAAGACUUAAUUUUUUUGAAGACCUGUUUCAUGGAGAAGUGUUUUGCGUGAAUUUGCACUCCAGCAUUAACAGUGUUCACGGAACUUGUCUCCCAUUGAUGAUCCAUUGAGUAGCUGUCCAUACAGUGAACAUACUAUCACUUUCAUUACAGACUAGGAGCUGUGACUUUUAGAGAUGGCCUUUGUGACACUGUUGAAGUCACAGUCAUGUGCGUAUUAUAUCUGUCGAGAUUUGUACUUCCAUGGCAGCACUGAAAUGGAAGAAUGUGGGACCUGAAGUGAUGGGUAUAAACUAUUUAAGUAAUUAGACUUCUUUUUGAAGCAAUUGAAGAAAUGUUUGUAAUUAUUAUAACUUAA